AUGCCACAGCUCUGUUUGGUUUAUUCGAAAGACAUCGAGACUGGGGGUUUUGGGUUGAUUAGAUUGCUUAAGGGUUGCGUCUUUCAGAUCGUCAAGUCCCUAACGAUAAAUGGUAGUCUUAUCAGCAUUAAACAUACUGGCAUAUUCAAGGGACUAGAAGAGUGGGUGUUUCUAGAGAAGAUGUCCAGAUGGUGUGUGAUUGUGUACGAAAAGUGUCUCGUUUCUGUGGAGUCUAGUUGGAUCAAGUCCCGUAGGUUGAUUUAG
Penicillium odoratum is the source of this 264-nucleotide messenger RNA. RefSeq lists its product as uncharacterized. Lineage: Eukaryota; Fungi; Ascomycota; Eurotiomycetes; Eurotiales; Aspergillaceae. The record is from RefSeq and is a predicted model, not a curated record. Bases 1 to 264 code for a protein of 87 amino acids. The transcript is spliced from 2 exons.